Messenger RNA from Phytomonas sp. EM1, 2816 nucleotides. The record is from the annotation of a GenBank genome assembly. NCBI's taxonomy places the organism in Eukaryota, Euglenozoa, Kinetoplastea, Trypanosomatida, Trypanosomatidae.
AUUUCGUCACCUCAUCUAUGCUUGCCUGAUAUCAAGGAGCAUCGUUUUUUCGAUGUUUUUCCCUUACGUUGAGAUAUGUUGUGUGAUUUAGGCUCGCGAUACGAUUGGUGUCAAUUUGGCGAAUCAAGAUGAUACACUUUUUUUACUUGUGCACACAGCACGAGUACCACUCUUGGCCAUGGCACUAUCCCAACGAUCUCAACUUUUUCUUAAUCUGAUAUACCCUUUAUUAUAGCAUGAAAAUGUCUUGCUGAAUCCAUCAUGAGUUGCAUGGGUGUUGUUAAUCAGAAUCCUUCGUGCAACAUUCGAUUGUUAUAGGCCAAUACUCCACCCACUCCCCCCUCGCCCCUCCCUGCCUUGGUGCAAUCGAAUCCAAAGUGAGAUGUCAUUUAUCUUUCCUAGUCUGAGUGGCGCUCUUUCGUUUUCUGUCUCGUGCAUCGCUUUUGGCAGUGCAGGCUUUCUUUGAUGCUUUCUCUUUUUCUCAGGGAAGGCCGCUUACGCCACAUGCACUAGAUCCGGAGAGUGGGUGAUGCCUUAUUUUGCUUUUGAGUUAUCCCUUCGAAAGGACGAAAAGCUAAACAUUGGCUUGUCAUUUUUUUCUCUAGAAAGGGUGGAUCACGUGCCGACCUGCUGACGCAUUUUUUAGUGCAACAUUAUUUACCUUUCUUUUUAACAGCAGAGAUAGGGAGGCAUUACUGAGGUCUUUCGUUGUGGAAUUAUUUUUUCCCCUGGCAUUGCGGUACACUGAAUGCUUGAUGCCAAGCUAUCCAUCAUUUCUUGUCAGAUAAAGCCCAUGUUCACUUACGUAGCACAAGGAUCUGGAAAUCAAUGCAUGGUCGGAAAUAAAGGCAGGGCGUGGGCCCCGCUGGGGAUUUCGUGACGACACACAUAUAAAGCAAUAUAGCGAGAUUGCAUAUGACAUUGAAUAUUUGUAAAGUCAUAACUGCCCACCAUCACUAGACACUAAGCAGCAAACCUGCAAUCAAUUCCUUAGUCGGUCUCAGAUUGAAAUCACCACCUUUACUCCAUGACACUUUAAAAGAGCCUUUUCGCCCGUCCGUUUACUUUUUAUUCAUUUUAUAGUUUUCUUUUUAUGCCCUCGUGCAUACCUUGAAUACAUGCUUUUGUCUCUCUUUUAAAAGAACGCAAAUACACUUAUUAUCAGCUUGGAAAUUAGACUGGCUUUGAGCGGUUCCAUUACUUUGUCCAUCAUGAAUGAGAGCAGUAUUUUCAAGGACGCUGAGGAAGAGGAGGAGACGCCCCUGAGUAACGUAGACACGCGAAAUGUCAUAUCGUUGCCAACUUCGGUGCUGCAGUCAAUUAGUCAGCGAUGCGUCCAUGCAGACGUUGAGGCCUACGGUGGUACCAGCGGCCGAUCCCCACGCACGAAUCUUUUGGGCGUCUUAUCAGCACCAGGUCUCGUGGACAAACAGAAGCCGGCUCGUGGCAGAGGGCAUGAAGGCAGCGGCGGAUCUCAUGAAAUGCAGCCUAACAGCGAGGGAGAAGCCACGCAUCCCUCGAUCACUAAUAGUAUGCGAAAACAAAGUCCGCUUGAGAAACUUUCCAUCCGGGCUGAGCAAUCCACCUCCGAUCUCAUAUAUAUGUCAGGUUCACUGGAAGCCUCUGUGCUGGUUAAACAAACUCCAUUUGGUGUUGCAUCCACUGGUGGAAGCGAUUCGGAUACGGAUAAUAGCAACGCCUCCGGCCUACACACUCCGGCGGGAGACCACAAUCCUACGCAGAGCUCUAUCAAAUGGAACUCGGUUAGCAGCCGAAUUACUUGUCAAAGCACCGAGGAUUCGGUGGGGUCUGAGUCCAAUCAGCGCCUUGUGGACGAGUUUGGAUUUUUGCUUGACGAGGAGGCACAGGCGAUGGAUCAACUUUACCGGAAAAAGAAUGAUAACAGUAAAGUGCUCGGGUUGGAGGAUAAGUGGGCAAACAUGACUGCGGACUGGGAUUACACCUACAACAAGAUGCGCAACAAACUCAAAGAGCGGUGCCGUAAGGGGAUUCCGGCAAAGUUGCGUGGGAUUUCAUGGCAGCUGCUCAUCGGAUCACAUGCGAUCAUGAAGUCUCCAGAUAACGCUGGAGUUUACAUUAUGCUAUGCAACAAAACACUUAAGGAUAAAGAGGUAGACCUUGUCAUUGAGCGCGACCUCGCGCGUACGUUUCCCAACAAUGUCUUGUUUCAGGAGGAGGGUGGUGCCGGGCAGGUGUUUCUGCGGAACGUUCUCCAUGCCUACGCAGCUUGUGAUCCGGAGGUGGGUUAUACCCAGGGGAUGGCUUUCCUUGUGGGCGCGCUAGCCACACAGAUGGAUGAGGAGAGGUCGUUCUGGGCUCUCCACGAGAUGAUGUACCACGAGCGGUACAAGAUGCGAGAGCUUUUCAGGCCUGGUUUUCCCAUGCUGAAGCAGUUUUUCUACCAGUUGAAAAAGCUUCUUGCUCAUUUGCUUCCCAAGUUACACGAACGGUUUGAGAAGCUCGGGGUGGAUCCGUCCUUUUACGCGUCGCAGUGGUUUCUGACUCUCUUCGUUUAUCAUUUCCCUUUCCAUGCCUUGCUUCGCAUCUGGGACGUUUUCUUCAGCGAAGGCUGGAAGAUUGUGUUUCGCACCAGUAUUGCCUUGAUGAAAUGGGAGGAAAAGCGGCUGCUUGCGCUGCCCUUUGAGGAGCUGUUGCCGGCCCUGAAAUCACUACAGAAUAAUAAGAAUUGCAGCGAGCUUUUGGACCGUGCACAUCGCGUCAAGUUCAAGACGUCAGAACUCAACAAAUAUGCCAAUGAGUACUGGGAAAUCGUCGCCAGAGGUCAUAGGGUGUAA